Manihot esculenta (cassava) is the source of this 911-nucleotide messenger RNA. Its product is annotated as psbP domain-containing protein 1, chloroplastic. The transcript is spliced from 3 exons. Gene Ontology annotation, molecular function: calcium ion binding. Gene Ontology annotation, cellular component: photosystem II oxygen evolving complex; photosystem II; extrinsic component of membrane. Gene Ontology annotation, biological process: photosynthesis. Lineage: Eukaryota; Viridiplantae; Streptophyta; Magnoliopsida; Malpighiales; Euphorbiaceae. Bases 21 to 830 code for a protein of 269 amino acids. The record is from RefSeq and is a predicted model, not a curated record.
UGCGUUCGGAAAUCUCUGAAAUGGCCACAAUCCUUGACUCACUUACACCUCCGGUUCAGCUCACCCCUCCAACUCGUUCUGCUGUUCUUCCUACUUGGUUUGGCUGCUCUCUGCCCAUCUCCACCCAUUCCACUCGCUGCCCUUCCAUUUCCUGUAAAAAUGAAAACCACUCGACUAAAGCUUUUGUAGUUCCAAGGAGAAAUGCAGUGGCCUUGAUCUUGUCAAGCUGUGUCUUCUCAGAGAUGGGUUUCCACAACACUGCUGUGGCUCAAUCAUCUGUUGGGUUCAGGGAAUAUAUUGAUACUUUUGAUGGGUAUUCCUUCAAGUACCCACAGAAUUGGAUUCAGGUUCGAGGCUCAGGAGCAGACAUUUUCUUCAGGGAUCCUUUUGUUUUAGAUGAAAAUCUGUCGGUGGAGAUGUCAUCCCCUUCAUCUUCAAAUUACAGGAGUGUUGAAGAUUUGGGUCCUCCACAAGAAGCUGGAAAAAAAGUGCUUAAACAGUAUUUGACAGAAUUCAUGUCUACUAGACUUGGUGUCAGGCGUGAAUCAAAUGUACUUUCCACUUCCUCUAGAGUAGCUGAUGAUGGGAAGCUUUAUUAUCAAGUUGAGGUGAACAUAAAGUCUUUUGCAAAUAACAAUGAGAUGGCUGUCAUGCCACAAGAUCGAGUAGUUCGUCUGGAAUGGAACAGGAGAUACCUGUCAGUUCUUGGAGUUGAAAAUAACAGGCUGUAUGAGCUGAGAUUACAAACACCAGAAAAUGUAUUUUUGGAAGAGGAAAAUGAUCUUCGUCAAGUAAUGGAUUCCUUCAGGGUUAACAAAGUGUCUGGUUGAUGUGAUGAGGUACAUUUGAUUCACUCGACAUUUUGCUAUGUAGGAUCCUUAUUUGUGAUUGCACUCAUUGUCUUGCCCUGU